Molecule: messenger RNA, 794 nt
Organism: Colletotrichum phormii
Lineage: Eukaryota; Fungi; Ascomycota; Sordariomycetes; Glomerellales; Glomerellaceae
Exons: 1
Coding region: 135-626 (163 amino acids)
Source: RefSeq, a predicted model, not a curated record
UGUCGAGAGUUGAUGGAGUGAGUCACUACUUUUGGCCAGGGGUACGGAGGGGCUUGGAGACACACAGGACAAGCGCGUGAACGAAACACGGGAACAAGAGCAGGGCUGGACAAAGAGAAGGGAAGCAUCAAGAGAUGUCGUCGGAGAGCAAGUCGUACGUCGUUGACUUGAUUGGGGAUGGUCAGGCUGCGACUUUGGACAGGCUGCAAGAGGAAAAGAUGGAGGUGUGGUGUAGGGGUCCACGGGUUUAUCCCCCACCCCCCCGGUCACACUCACACAUACCCUCCGUCGCAGUCCCGGUCUUUGCUCCUAGGUUCACUGAGGUGCUUGACGGUCUGGGACUUUGGUGUGGAUGGGUGGAGACCCGGAGGUGCUGUCAGCUGCUGUGGCGCAGACCAAUGGAGGCUUCCGGAACCGAAUCCACUUUUCCCGAUUUAGCUGGAGUCGGCGAAUCACCUCUGCCCCGCUCAGCGACCGGCACCGCCUGCUCCACUUUCCGGCAUCGACUUUGGGAAUUACGAGCCACUUUUCCCCGACGCACCAUCCUCCCCCCUCCUCCCCCCUCCCUCUACGCCGACUCGUCUCAGCUGGGAGACUGUCACCCUGUCUCUCUUUCCAUCCUUUAGAGGCGGGGGAAUCUUUCGAUGUUUCCCUCUUUUUUUUGACAGCUUUCAGUAUGGAUGAACCCUCCCUGAGCCUUCACCGCAUUGUCACGACGGACAAACAGCAGGGGCAGGCGGCGUCUAACUUACCUCUCUGGACCACACUUUGCCUUUUAUCCAUGACGGAACGAU